Messenger RNA from Saprolegnia parasitica CBS 223.65, 393 nucleotides. RefSeq lists its product as hypothetical. Gene Ontology annotation, molecular function: protein binding. NCBI's taxonomy places the organism in Eukaryota, Oomycota, Saprolegniomycetes, Saprolegniales, Saprolegniaceae. The record is from RefSeq and is a predicted model, not a curated record. The transcript has 4 exons. The coding region runs from base 1 to 393 and encodes 130 amino acids.
AUGGCCUGUCGCUUGGGCCUCACGCCGCUUGUGCGGCAGCUCAUCGACCUUGGCGCCGACACGACGGCACUCUACCACGAGAGCCUAACGCCGCUGCACAUUGCAAUUCAGAAAGGACAUGCCGAGAUUGUGUCGAUGCUGCUCGCAUCACCGCGUGGCGUCGUCAACCAGCGCGACGCACGAGGCACAACGCUGCUACAUUUGGCCGUCGCCACGGGCUACGUCAAUGUCGUCGACGUGUUUUUGAACGCUGGCUUUGACUUUGACGUUGUCAAUUAUGAUGGCGACACGCCGUGGAGCCUCGCCCACAACAGCCGCAAUGCGGCGCUCAAGUCGCUGCUCGACGACGCCAUCGAACACGUACGAAACGACGCCUUGCGGUAUGGACGCUGA